GGCGGCGGCGGCGGCGGCGACUCCAUGAAGCUGAAGAAGGAGAUCUCGCUGCUGAACGGCGUCUGCCUCAUCGUGGGCAACAUGAUCGGCUCGGGGAUCUUCGUGUCGCCGAAGGGCGUGCUGAUCCACAGCGCGUCCUACGGCCUGUCGCUGCUCAUCUGGACGGUGGGCGGGAUCUUCUCGGUGUUUGGCGCGCUGUGCUACGCCGAGCUGGGCACCACCAUCACCAAGUCGGGCGCGUCCUACGCCUACAUCCUGGAGGCCUUCGGCGGCUUCCUGGCCUUCAUCCGGCUGUGGACGUCGCUGCUCAUCAUCGAGCCCACCAGCCAGGCCGUCAUCGCCAUCACCUUCUCCAACUACAUGGUGCAGCCCGUCUUCCCCACCUGCAUCGCGCCCUACCUGGCCAACCGCAUGCUGGCCGCCGCCUGCAUAUGCCUGCUGACGUUCGUGAACUGUGCGUACGUCAAGUGGGGCACCAGGGUGCAGGACUUCUUCACCUACGCCAAGGUCAUCGCGCUCAUCGCCGUCAUCAUCACCGGCCUGGUGAGGAUCGGACAAGGCCACACCCAGAACUUCGAGGGCAUGUUCGAGGGCUCCUCCACGGACCCCGGGGCCCUCGCCCUGGCCCUCUACUCCGCCCUCUUCUCCUACUCCGGCUGGGACACGCUCAACUUUGUCACCGAGGAGAUCAAGGACCCAGAGAGGAACCUGCCGCUGGCCAUCGCCAUCUCCAUGCCCGUUGUCACGGUGAUCUACAUCCUGACCAACGUGGCCUACUACGCCGUCCUGCCCAUCAACGCCAUACUGGACAGUGACGCGGUGGCCGUGACGUUUGCCGACCAGGUGUUUGGCGUGAUGAACUGGACCAUCCCGCUGGCCGUGGCGCUGUCCUGCUUCGGGGGCCUCAACGCCUCCAUCCUGGCCUCGUCCCGGCUGUUCUUCGUGGGCUCCAGGGAGGGCCACCUGCCCGACUACCUGUGCAUGAUCCACGUGCACCGCUACACCCCCGUUCCCGCGCUGCUCUUCAACGGGGUGAUGGCGUUGAUCUACCUGUGCGUGGAGGACAUCUUCCGGCUCAUCAACUACUACAGCUUCAGCUACUGGUUCUUCGUGGGCCUGUCCAUCCUGGGACAGCUGUACCUGCGCUGGAAGCAACCGGACCGCCAUAGGCCCCUCAAGCUCAGCCUGUUCUUCCCGAUCGUCUUCUGCAUCCUGACGGUGUUCCUGGUGGUGGUGCCGCUCUACAGCGACACCGUCAACUCCCUGAUCGGCAUCGGCAUCGCCCUAUCAGGCAUCCCCGUUUACUUCCUGUGCAUCUACACUCCGGCCACCAAGAGGCCGCUGUGGCUGCGGCGCCUGAUCGCCCGGUCGGGCCUGCUCAUCCAGAAGGUGUGCUUCUCCGUGCUCACCGAGAUGGACACCGACCACGAGGAGUGAAGCUCCGCCCCCU
Gadus chalcogrammus (walleye pollock) is the source of this 1450-nucleotide messenger RNA. It is a transcript of the gene slc7a7, whose product is annotated as solute carrier family 7 member 7. The transcript has 9 exons. The coding region runs from base 25 to 1437 and encodes 470 amino acids. Gene Ontology annotation, molecular function: basic amino acid transmembrane transporter activity; L-amino acid transmembrane transporter activity. NCBI's taxonomy places the organism in Eukaryota, Metazoa, Chordata, Actinopteri, Gadiformes, Gadidae. Gene Ontology annotation, cellular component: membrane. Gene Ontology annotation, biological process: amino acid transmembrane transport. The record is from RefSeq and is a predicted model, not a curated record.